Messenger RNA from Octopus bimaculoides (California two-spot octopus), 4317 nucleotides. RefSeq lists its product as uncharacterized. Gene Ontology annotation, biological process: protein polyubiquitination; ubiquitin-dependent protein catabolic process; nuclear-transcribed mRNA catabolic process, deadenylation-dependent decay. Gene Ontology annotation, cellular component: cytoplasmic stress granule. Gene Ontology annotation, molecular function: mRNA binding; double-stranded RNA binding; ubiquitin protein ligase activity. NCBI's taxonomy places the organism in Eukaryota, Metazoa, Mollusca, Cephalopoda, Octopoda, Octopodidae. The record is from RefSeq and is a predicted model, not a curated record.
GGGAAUAAAGGGAGGUAAAUAGAGGGAACUAAAGAGAAAUAUAGAGAAAGAUAAAUAGAAUGGGCGAAGGAAAGAGAGAGAAAGAAAAGGUAGAGCGCACUUGACGAAAAUGGAGCUUUGACUUAUUUUAUUAAAACUAUAUUUAUGGCUCAUUCACAAAUGAGCUUCUUCUCUCUUCGAAGUAUGCUUUGUGAAUGAUUUAUUUCACCCAUGUGGUGCAAUUAUUAAAACAUUAAUAUUUGAUUAUGUUUCAUUUUGAAAUUAACUUAAAGUGAGCUGUGAUCAGCUAUUUAAAAUGCCAAUCCAAGCACCACAGUGGACAGACUUUCUGUCUUGUCCAGUUUGCUGUAAUUUGUUCAAUGAACAGUAUUAUCGUCCUAUCAGUCUGGGCUGUGGUCACACAGUGUGCAAGAGCUGUCUCUCGAAACUUCAUUCUAAGAAGUGUCUAUUUGAUCAGAGUAUAAUUUCCCGCACCAUUGAAGAAUUGCCUGUAAACUAUGCACUGCUGCAGCUGGUCGGUACAGCCAUUCCUGAGAAAGAGACCAUUACUAUAAGUGAUCGAUCUGAGCACUGCAGAUCAUAUGAGUCUGCUAAUCGAUGCAUUGAACAGUUAGCUGUGUAUCUAAAACCUUUUUCUGCAGGUGCUGGAAACACAAAUGCUAUUCUUAGCAGACCAAUGCAGAGAAAGCUGGUGGCCCUGGUUAACUGUCAGUUAAUUGAAGAGGAAGGACGUGCUCGUGCCAUGCGUGCUGCACGCUCUUUGAGUGAAAGAACAGUUACCGAGCUUAUCUUACAGCACCAGAAUCCACAACAGCUAUCGGCUAAUCUCUGGGCAGCUGUCCGUGCAAGGGGAUGCCAAUUUUUAGGACCAGCUAUGCAAGAAGAAGUGCUGAAACUAAUUCUUCUUGCUUUAGAAGAUGGAUCAGCACUAUCCCGCAAAGUGCUUGUCCUUUUUGUUGUACAGCGACUUGAACCACAAUACCCACAAGCUUCUAAGACAGCUAUUGGUCACGUAGUACAGCUACUCUAUCGAGCUUCUUGCUUCAAGGUUACCAAACGUGAUGAGGAAUCUUCUCUCAUGCAACUAAAAGAAGAGUUUCGUACUUAUGAAACCUUACGACGAGAACAUGAUGCUCAGAUUGUUCAAAUUGCAACAGAGGCUGGUUUAAGAAUAUCCCCGGAUCAGUGGUCUUCUCUUUUAUAUGGGGACACUGCUCAUAAGUCACAUAUGCAGUCCAUCAUCGACAAGUCUGUUUUUUUAAAAGAUGCUCCGAUUCCUACCUGGGAGAAUCUGGAAGCUGUAAUGAAAGCUGUACAAACUGUGGUAGAAGGACUUGUGGACUUCAUCCAGCACUAUAGCCACAAAAAACAUGAGCCAGCUAAUCUGCACAACACCAAAUAUAAGACAAACAUGUGCCGGGAUCUCACUCAGAAGGGAAGUUGUCCUCGGGCUGCUAAUUGUACUUUUGCUCAUUCCCAGGAUGAAAUGGAAAAGUACCGUGCUCGAAAUAAGAAGUUUGGUGGUAAGACAGGUACAUCUUCGGUUGCGGGUCUUACACCGAAAGAAAAAGCUGAGUUGGAUCAAGUGACCAAGUCCACCCGUGAGAGGAUGAUUGCAAAAUCUGCACGGCAAGAUACUUUCAACCCAAUGGGUAUUAAACAUAUUUCUGUGAAACUUAAUAGCAGUUCCGAUUCUGUGAACACUGAAGGUUCCCCGCCAGGUUCGCUGUCGACAAUAUGUUCUCCAAACUGCAACAACACCAAUCCAACAAUGACUGCCACUACCACCAGCAUCACUACAGCCACCCCAAUAACUUCAUGUAAACCUAAUAUGACACAAGUAUCAGCAGGCCUCACCAGCAACACUAGCACGGUCUCUUCAGUUUCUUAUCAGCUAGGAAGUGCUAAUUCUUACAAUAAUACUCAUAUCAAACAUGAAAGUUCGUCGCCAGUGCCUGUCACUCACAGCCAUUCUAUUUCCAAUUCCACUCCAUGCAUCAUGCCCUAUGAAAUACCACCUAGUCAUAUCUUAGAUGGGAACUAUUAUAAACCAACUCCAUAUUGCAUUCCUCCUUGUCAUCAAAGAAUGCCAGUUCCUCACCCACAAUAUUUGUUUAACUAUCGAGUUGAUCAAGGAAUUCCUCAUAUGCAAUAUCGUGCUUCUACUAUCAGCAUGUUUGACAUUCAUUCAAUGCCAGUUGCAUCCUAUACAGAUCCAUGGAAGAAGCCAGUUAAUCACUUCGAUCAAAAAUCCAAAGAAACUCAUGUCCAACAGAGAAUAGUACCCACGUCUGGUCCGUUUCCUGAUCAUUGUGGCUGGGAACAGCCUGUCUCAAAUACUAUUUCUCAGUCGAAGAGUCUGGAAGAUCUUCUGGAUAGACGUCUUGAGAUACUGAACAUUGUGCAGAAGAAAGAAAUGUCUCCAACUGAAAUCCCAACUACUGGAGCCCCUUGCACCCCAGUCACUAAUGCCCCUGCUAUCUACCAAGGUAACCACAGAAUGAAUGUUUCUAUGGAGGUUAAUGAUGUUGGGGUAGAGCCUAAAAUGAUUACAUCAUCAAACCUAACGAAGAGCAAGUCUUACGUGUCAACAUCUACGACUCCCUCUCUUUCUUACAGAACUUCUUGUGGUUCUCUUAACAAAUGUACAACAGCAGAGUCCAGUUAUGUGUCCUGGUCUUGUGGUGAUAGUCCAAAUGUGGCAAUUUAUUCCCCACACCACAAUCUCAGCAAUUGUUCACCACAAAACUCUGUUGAAAUUGAUGCAAACCGUCCAAAUAAGAACUCAUCUAAGGACCAUUCAUCAGUGUUCAAUAUAUUUAGUAAUAUUGAUUCUCCAAAGAAAGAUAUCUAUGAGGAUUCGAGAGAAGAUUUUGCUAGACAUUCCCAUGGCGAGAAUGAUGACUUCAUUCCUUUUGAUCCACCAAUUGUGUCAAAGUUUGGUCCCAUUUCUCGUACCAAGGUGAAAGACAAGACAACUUGCCCAGUGCAAGUUACUGCCGAAGGGAACACACCUCAGGUGAUUCCUGCCACAGCUUCUACACCCUAUGAACACAAUUAUAUGGUGAGCUCUUCUUUAGCGCCAUCUAGUUACAAAAACAUUGUGAUAACAAACUCCAAUCAAAGCCAGCUGCGGCCUGAUGCCAAGCCGUUUGUCUCCUCAAGUCUGCCUGAGACCAUUGAAACUACUGAUGAAAACACAACUAAUUCAGGUGAACCGUAUACACUUUGGAACUUUCAAGAAAGUCUGCAAGACAAGAGCAACAGCAAGAUCAAAAAGGAACUAUCGCAGUUAGCUCAACAAUCUCAGAUUGCGAGUACCGAUGGAGAGAAAUUAGACCUUGAACUACGUACCAUUAACUUACAGAUUACGCUGAAAAUGAAAAGUCUACACAUGGCUUUGGAAGCACAGCUAAAAGAAUCAAAUAUGUUGAACAAGAAAAGGAAACAAGAACAAGAAGACAGACAGUAUGCUGAGGAUCUUGUCAUUGAAGAACUUGUCCAAAAGGUCAAAGACACAAAUAGUGAUGAUUACAUAACAGAUCCUGAACCAGCUGAUGAGAUAGCAGAAAGUUAGGGUAUGGUGUUGGCAAUUGGUAACAUGAUGAAGACACUGGUGUAGUUACCAAUUGGCCAGUUUCCUAUUAUAAUUCAUAUAUUGGUGUAUUAUUUGCAGAAAGAACAAUAGAAUGUAAAAAUAAAAGAAAAUAAAAAAAAAAUGAGCAAAAAAAAAAUGAAGCUAAGGAACUUUUGUAUCUUAUAAUCAAACAUUGUAUUAAACUUUGGUAAGUAGUGGACCAAAAAAAACCCAUAAAAACAACAAAAAAUACAGACCACACCCAUUAUUAAAGGUUUAGCAAUGGUAAAAAUAGGAUGAAAACUAAAUAUUUAAAAAAAAAAAUUUCAGCAAAACAAAAAAUUUAAAAAAAAAAAAAAACCAUUUUAUGGUUAAUUGAUCUUAAACCAUUUUUGUUUAAAACUUGGGUGGCCUGCCAUUGUAGCAUCGCCGGAAGUUAAAUGUGUUAAUAAUGCUAAUAAUAUUAAUAAUGAUAAUAAUAACGAUAAUGAUAAUAUUAUUAACACACUAUGUUGACUGUACUGAAAGUCAUUAAUCUAAACGGUUGUUAUUACAACUUCAAUUGGAUUUACUACAUUGUCACCACAAUGGAAGAAAUACAAUAAGAAAGUGAUGAAGAAGAAAGAAGUCUUUUUCUCCUAUCAAAGAAAGAAUCCCACCCUCUCCCUUCCCUUAAAGAUUUCUUGCAAAUAAGGAAGGAGGAAAACAAGGAAAAAAAAAAAAAAAAAGAGAAAUUUUAA